UUGCCCAAAAUCGUUCCAGACCAGCGACCACAGGUUCCACUCCAGCACCAGCAGCGAUCAGCCAACGACUGACGAUCAGCAGCGAUCAGCCGCCACCACCAACGACUGACCAGCCUCCAGUCCAUUUGAGGAUGAAGUUUGAAAGCUUUGAAGAGUGUAAAUUACAUGGAUUAUGUUUAGAUUGAUACAUUGUGGAAGAGUUGGACUUAGACUUGGAGGCUUGAACUUCAAUAGAGUUUUUGUGGAAAUGCAGAGAUCUUGUACAUCAUUGGCUCGAUCUCUUGGAAGAACGAGAGGGUUUUGCACAUCAAAGAACAGCGAUAAGAUCGUAGCCUCUAUGCUCUUCGAGAGACUACCCAUCGUUAUUCCCAAAAUCAACCCUUUUGUUUACGUUUUUCAAGAGUUCUCGUUCCGGUGGAGACAGCAAUAUAGGCGGGCAUAUCCUGAUGAGUUCUUGAAAAAAUCUGAUGCCAGGGGCAAAGGUGAAUACCAAAUUGAUUAUAAACCAGCUCCUCGGAUCACUGAAGCUGACGAAACUAAUGAUAGAAGGUCAUUACAACGGGCGCUGGACAGAAGGCUGUAUCUCCUCAUAUAUGGAACCACAGACGGGGCUUCCAGUGAGAAGCCUGUAUGGCAUUUUCCUGAAAAAGUUUACGGGUCUGAAGAGACGUUACGCAAGUGUGCAGAAUCAGCAUUAGAAUCUGUUAUUGGAGACCUUUCCCACACGUACUUUGUUGGAAAUGCUCCCAUGGGCCAUAUGGUUAUACAACCAGCAGAGAAUGAGAAGGAUCUUCUGUCGCUCAAGCGUUUCUUUUUCAAAUCUCAAGUGAUCGCGACCAGCAAGUUUAAGAUUGAGAAGUGUGAAGAUUUUGUUUGGGUGACCAAGGAUGAACUGUUGGAGUAUUUCCCCGAGCAAGGCGAAUUCCUUAACAAGAUGAUCAUCAGCUGAUGCUGCUUUGUUUCUCAAUUCCAAGCUUACAAUAAGAUUUGUUUUAGGGAUCAAAACCAUGGAUUACUUGUAUCUCUCUCUGUAUUAGAAAGCAAAUUCUUGCAUUCCUCCUGUCAAUGGAAUGUUUUUGACUGUCUUAUCGUGCAUUGAAACCGACUAUAGGAAGUUUAGGCUGCUGAUUGCCAAAAUGAAUUUUGCCGGGCUUCAUAAAUCUGUCUGAAGUUUCGAGUUCUGGAUUUUGAUCUUACGAGGUUAUUGAAUGUAUUGCAGCCUUUUUAUGAACUUUAUUCC
Molecule: messenger RNA, 1240 nt
Organism: Ilex paraguariensis (yerba mate)
Lineage: Eukaryota; Viridiplantae; Streptophyta; Magnoliopsida; Aquifoliales; Aquifoliaceae
Source: the annotation of a GenBank genome assembly